This is a messenger RNA of Bombyx mori (domestic silkworm), 6239 nucleotides long. RefSeq names its product maestro heat-like repeat-containing protein family member 1 (gene c11.1). The record is from RefSeq and is a predicted model, not a curated record. Lineage: Eukaryota; Metazoa; Arthropoda; Insecta; Lepidoptera; Bombycidae. Bases 213 to 5168 code for a protein of 1651 amino acids. Gene Ontology annotation, cellular component: cytoplasm. The transcript is spliced from 12 exons.
AAGAGUCACUGUCAAUGAAUCGGAUAAAAACGAUAAAAACACAAUAGAACGUCAAUUAACUAAACCCAAACUGUUCCAAUUGAAGACCAGUCCUGUAGUUUCUUGUUGAUUUGACUUGUUUUAUCUUCUUAUAUUCUUUCAUACAACUUCAAUGAUCUUAACGUUCAUUUACUGUUUUAAAUUAUAGCUAGAAGGAUAUGUAAAAUACCAAAAUGAGUAUAAUAACUUCAGAGUCUCUCAAAGAUACCGUGACAGUUUUAAUAAACGCUGCCGGAGAUAAUGAACAUUCUGUGAACAACGUCAUUAUAAAAUCACUCGCGAAAAUAGCGAACACAUAUCCGAACGAAGUCAUCGCUAUAUUUUGUGAAUUCUACAAAGACACUGUGAAAGUGAACACUACACUAUUGGGAAACAUUAUCAAGGUAUUAGAACAAACAUGUGUCAAUCAAGUAAGAAAACUAGAUCCAAAAGUAGCAACAGAGCUUGUGAGCUCAAUGCUGCGAGCCAUGACUGAAAAUGUUGGUUAUGAACCUGUGACACAGCUGGGGGCUUCUGCUGUCCUUGUUGCCGUGGGCCAUGAGAAUUUAGACUUGGCACUCCGCUCAUUGAUCAACCAACUUUCCCCAGCAACAGUACCACAUUAUACAAUACCCCACACACUUGGAACCCUCGCAGCCGUUAAUACACACGGUGUUGUCCCACAUAUUAAGGAGAUACUCAGUAAAAUGUUGCCGCUUCUUUCGUUGGUGAAGCAGGAUGGAUUGAAACAGGCAUUUGCAUAUGCGUUCGGCCACUUUGCAGUAGCUGUCUCCGAACAUAUUGGAGACAACGUGGAAAACGACAAUAUUACUUCUAUUAAAGAAAAUUUCGUCACCGAAUUCACAAUUAUAUUUGACGUACUUUACAAUCAGUGGUUGCCUUCAUACGAGCCGAAAGUUUCUGAAUCAGUUCUGGAAGCUCUUGGACCGAUAACAAGACUUAUAUCCGAAAGACAGUUCAAUGAAACGGUCAACAAAUUCGUUCUGUCAUUAUUGGCUUUAUAUCGGAAACCAAAUAUCAACUAUUAUUACAUCAGUCAGUGUCUAUCUUAUUUAUUAUCUCCGUCGACACUCAAUCCGAAGUUAGGGUUGAAUGAGAAUGUCGUUACGUCAAUAAACCACGUCCUAUUCCAUUUGGUUGUGCUGGAGCCAGAUUAUGAUCAACCACAAACCGUUAAAAAUCAUUUCGAAGUUUUACGAUGUUUCGAUCACAUGGCCAGACAGUAUUCUGAUCAAACGAUCGAGGGACUCCUACAUCAAUGCAAAAACAACCAGGAAAAGGAUAGAAUGAAGGCCGUUAUAAUAUUGACUCAUUUGACGACAUCGUCGCAAGUCUUUAUUGAUAAUUACUCGAGCAAAUUUAUAACGUUAUUAAAAGUCAUGACCAACAUGGAACAUGGUGUGAAAAUGAAGAAGUUGUUAGUCAAAGCUAUUGUAGGCUUAGUGUACAGGAACUGCAUAACGACCCCCGAGGAUUUUUCCAUGAUAGAAUUCAUAAUUAAACAUUGCGGAUUUGAGGGCCCAGCGAAUGUGUCAUUUUACGAGAUCUCAGACUUACAGGAUACCUGUAAGAAUUCUUUAAUCCUAAUGUGUAAUACUGUGACAAGUAUACGUGGUCAGCUGAGAAGUUUGCUCUUAUCUGCACUCACUAUUGAAGACUUAACUCCAUCUAUGUCCACGGUUGCACAUUGUCUGACAUCACUGUUCCAAAAUAAUUCUAAUGUAAUUGAAGGUGAUACAGUAAAAGGCUCAGAAAUCAAAUAUUCGUCUGAUUUGGUAUUUGUUCGGUGUAUCACCCACAUUGUGGAUCCAGAACAGAAAGAAAAAAACAAGAAUCUACUCGUGUUCCUCGAAGAUUAUUCUGGGGACGUACACAAAAAUUUGAAAAAUUCAUGGACCAUCGAAUUACAGCGGCUGCUGAAAUUUGUUGAUAAAAGUGAAUCGAGGGAACAAUGGCACAGUAUGCUAUUAGAUUUAUUGGUAUCUGCUGUCGAUCAAGUUAAUAACGACAAGUGGGUAGAGACUAUAGCGACUUUGAUCUCGAAGCAGAUUUUGUCAAAGAAACAGCAUCCUAUGAUCAAAGGAGUCUCGUUACAGUAUCUGGCAACGCUGUCGUGUCACAUACCGAACGCUGCUGUCGUUGAGUCCACACUCAAGAUAAUACUAUUUUCCCUAAAAUCUAUUCCGAUAGAAAACUGUGAGUAUGUUAGUAAAGCAAUAGGUAUAGCUUCUCGGCAACACGGAGAAUUUUUAUUGAACGAAUUAGACGCAGCUUACAAGGAAAAUGAAUCGAGAAAAGGUAGUAAAAUAAUGAACUUCCUUUCGUCAAAGAACUCUAAAACUGAAUUGGAAAUUAAUAUUGUGAAAUAUGCAUUAAUCACUUGUUAUGGUAAAGUAGCUGCUGAUUGUUUAGAUGCACACGUUUUGGCAAGACUUGGGGAUAACGUUACUUCAAUUCUAUACGAUAUACUGAAAUCUGGGCCUGCUUUCGACUUGUGUAAGGCAACAGUAACAACUUUAUACGAAAUAGGCAAAGCAUUGCAUCCUGCAGCUCACCAUAAUGUAGUUCUCAGAAACCGUUGGCAGUUAUUAAAUGCGGUUUUAGAACAAAUUUACAACUCGAAUUUGGAGAAACGCAAUGUCGAACUUUACCCUAUAAUAGUUAAAGCAUCGAACGCAUUGACUAAACUCCAAAAAGGUAUUUUGCCGGAAGAAAGAAACACCAUUCUGAGGGUAUUAUUUAAUAGCAUAUUCGGAGAAUUGUCGUCAUUUAAGCGUAAAUAUGAAGCCGAUGGGGUUGACGGAAUAAACGACAUACUGGCAAAAACUUUGAAUGACAGCUUAAUAUUGUUGCACCAACUAAUAAAAGAGCUUAUAAUCCAGUCGACUUGCUUAAGCACAAUCGAUGACUUAAUCGGGUUAUUAACAGAAUGGCUGAGACAUGAAAACGAUGAAAUACGAACCGCUUCAGUACUGAUACUUCAAGUUAUUUUCGAUACGUACAUAAAAAACGUGAGGCUGAAUUAUGAGACGCCAAGUAAAUUCGGUCAGAUGGGAUACCUAUUGGGUCUGGUCGUGCCUGGUAUAGCAGACACGAAUUUUCCUGUGCGCUUAACAACUAUAGAUUGCAUAAAACUAAUAGUACAGAUUCAAGAUUUAUACGAAGGUCACACCAUAGAACCAGGGGAUCAGUGUAUGGUCAACCUAACUCGACUGCAGAACAAUGUUUUGACAAAUGAUUUGAACAUGAUCAGUGAUUACUGCGUAGUUCUUUGUAACACUAUAACACCGAAGAUACCGCACCGGCACACGAUGCAAUUCAUUGAAAGUAUUUUGGAGUGUUACGAUAGUCAAGAACAUAAAAGCGUUGGGAUUAGUGCUGUCCUGGACGCAUUUUUCAUUAAGAAAGGUCAGGAUUUGUUCCAAAAUAUCGAGAGGAUAGUUGAAGUGAUGUUGAGUACAAUGGACGAGGUCAAUGAAGAUGCGAGGGUGAAGCUCAUGAGGCCGCUGACGUCAUUAACACGUCAUCAUUCUAACGCCGUCACUGCUGUUCUACUGAGCCAGAAGCUACCUUUAAAACCUUGUGUAGUGUCAUGUUGGCACCACCUCGCCCGGGACGAGAGCUUGUCUGAGGCGAUCACCGAGAACUUCUUGAGAUUGAUGACGUCAGUGGAGCUGUAUGAGGAUCCGUACCACGUCAUCGACAACCAUGUGGCUGCUCUCCAGCCUUUGACUCUAAUAAGUGCCUUAGGCGAGAUGCUGCAGGAGUCCACGAUGAAGGCCACGUGCAAAGCGAAGUUCUCUGAACUGUUCUCUGUGCUGUACACGACCCUGGCGUGCUACAUCGACGCUGAGCCGCCGGCCUACUCCCACUCCGGCAACAAGAUGCAGGAGAGGUUCGGUUUCGUACCUAACAGGGAGUCCGUCAGGCUGUCACCGGCCAAGAUCACAAUCAACGCUUUUAGCGCCUUUUUGGAGCAAGCUGACUGUCAGAAGGUCCGUGAAGCGUGUGCCCUCUGCCUGAGUGUCGAGCACGGCGAUUCGGCUACGACACUCCUAGAGCUGGCACCGAUAUUAGGAGGGGCGGUGUCACGCGAGUGUCCGCAACAUUUGGCGAAACUAGUGUCGCGCGUGUCGGCGUACGCCAAAUCUAGUCUGCCGCCACAACGAUGCGCGGCGCAUGCCUUGUUGGCCGAUCUGCUUAAUUACAGAUGCAACGAUAACAACGUACUGAUAGAGUCAGUGAUGGCGACGCUGAACACCGGCUGGAAGGACACGUGCGACCGCGUGCGAGCCACCUGUCUGCGCGGCGCCGCCAACGUGGCGCAGCUCCGCGGCGACGGGCGCGCCGCCCACCUCACGCACGCACUGCACGCGCUCUCGCAGGGAGUCGACGCGCGCUCCGACACGCCACCAUCAGACAACGUCCCCCUGGCCUCGAUCCAAGGGCUCAGCCGGCUGCUCACAGAGCUAGACCACGUCGACGCGGAAUAUGAUCGCGAGCUGUUGUCGAUAUCGCAGAAGAUACGUCCGUACAUGAACACGGAGUGUCCGCAGCUGCGGGAACAUUCCAUUCGUCUGUUCGGCGUGCUGGCGGCGCGCGUGCGGUCCGACGCGCUGGUCGACCAGGCCGUGAACUCGCUGCCGUGCUUCUUGCUGCACCUGUGCGACAACAACCCCGCCGUGGUCCGGGCGAGCAAAUUCACCUUGAAACAAGUGUUCAAGAUCUUCAACGUGAAGAAAUCGAACGACCUGGUGCAGACGCACCUGCUGGACGAGGGCCGCCUGUACCUGGACGAGUUCCUGUCGGCCCUGCUGCGGCAGCUGGCCGACGAGCUGCCCUCCAGCGUCGCCAGCUGUCUGCGCGCCGCCGCCCACUACCUGCACUGCGCGCGCGACGAGCUCAGGCCGCACGCGCCCACGCUGCUGGGUCUGCUCUACGCGGAACUGCUCCGCAUCAGAGACAAGUACCCCGAGGACACGGAGCUGGAGCUGGACGUGUCGCGGUCGGCUCGCGCGCGCCUCCUGCAGCUGAUCAAGGACAGCAGCCCCGCGGUCAGGCAAAGCUCCGCCAUGGCGCUGGCGAACCUGUGCCUCGUCAUCGCUUCGGACGAAAUGAACGCGCAAUAAAAUGUAAAAAAUUGGUUACAACGCCAUCUGUGUUACAUUAAAUGAAACUAUGUGUCAAACAUGCCUAUGGUUAGUUUCUACCAAAAAGGUUUCAUGCGCCGAGUACGCGCGGUCGCAUUUGUUAUUUUAAUUCAGUUAUUAUUUAAGUCAAUUUGAAGUACGAAUUAUUCCGUCUACUGCAUUGAUAUAGGAUCUGUAUUACUAUGGUCAUUUCAAUAUCAAAAUCUUUAAAAAAAUACCCUGUAUGGAGAUUCUCGUGAAUUCAAGGCAGUCGUCACACUGAUGUAUUCUGUUAUAAUGUUAACUUUCAACAAGUGAUAGAAUCUCUGAGAAAAGGAUAGUCUGCGUGGGGUCCCGUUGCCAUAUUCGGUGCGAAAGCAAAAAUAAAAAAAAUUUAAUUCACUUGUAGCCAACACUGUAAUAAUGGACAGCGUUGCCAAUGAUACGACUACAUUGUCCUAACGCAGUAGAAUUAACGAAAAAGUGUAAUUGUGAGAAAAAUACGUAAUUUUUAUUAGAACCCCGAUUUAUAAACACAAGAAAUGAAAUCUUUUUCUUUUAUUUUAUGAAAGUAAGCUUAGAAUACACCGGCAUUAUAUUCAUAUCGUUCCAUUGAAACUUUGUUUAAUAAUUGUAAUGUUAAUAUUGUAUUUGUAAAUUUAGGAAACUUUCUGAAUUAUAAUAUUUUAUUACAACAGACAAUAAAUACAAUCGAAACGAAUAAAAAAUUAAUCUCAUUGUUAUAAUUGUUUUAUUUUUAGAUUGUUUUCUGUAUAAAAUUUAAGACUGAAAAAUGAAAUUCCAAAAAUGAAAUAUAUUGUUUUUCUCGUUACACAGAAUUGUUAUAAAUAAUAGUUUUUAUUUUUAUUUUACUUUUUUUUUAUUAAUGUAAUCUCUUGAAAAUGUACAAUAAUUGCAUAUUAUAAUUUUGUCACAUACGUCAAUUUUGCCAAACUUAUGUAUUUGUCGAAAAAAAAACACUCAAUUGUGAUGAUGUAAUUAAUUUAUUAGACACUGCACCGAGACGAAUCUAUAUUAAAUGUUUUAAAAAUAAAGCUUCAAUUUCCAUGA